UGAAAAAAUCAGCUCAUUUAUGUUUUUCAGAGUUCAGAUCUCUUGUCGGUCUUGAGUUGAGAAAGAUGAUGGUAAAAUCAUGUUUGAUGCAGACUCGACAAAAGAAGGCCAAAGCCCAGUGAUGACUUCAGAUGUGUGCAAUCUUAUCUCGCUGAGUCCAAUCAAUGAAGAUGCAGUUGUGCAGUGUCUGUGCAGUAGAUAUCGACAGGCCAAGUACUACACCUGGGCUGGGUCGACACUUGUUGCUAUCAACCCAUUUAAGGAUGUUCCUGAUCUUUAUUCUCGACAAACAUGUUCAGAAGUAAUUGAGGGAUCGUUUCCUCAUGUGUAUUGUACAGCAGAUGAAGCACUUAAAUGCUGCCAGGGUGACUACAGCAAUGCCAACCAGAGUAUCAUAGUCAGUGGAGAAAGUGGUGCUGGCAAAACUGUCUCGGCAAAACAUCUGCUGAGGUACCUCACAAGAGUAUCCCGGAGCAAGGACAAUGAAGUACCCAAGUGUAAUAAAAUUGAGCAGGGAAUAUUAGAUUCCAACCCAAUUUUGGAAGCUUUUGGUAAUGCUAUGACAGUGCGGAAUGCCAACAGUUCAAGGUUUGGCAAAUACAUACAGUUACAAUUGCAGGGGAAUAGUGAAAUCCUUGGUGCCAAUAUACAAACCUACUUAUUGGAAAAGACUAGAAUUGUUCACCAGUCAUGUAGGGAAAGCAACUUUCAUGUCUUUUACCAGAUGCUGCAGGGUGCUACUGCUGAAGAAAGAGCUGGGCUGAACUUGGGGUCAUCCACAUCCAAAGAUUUUGCUUACUUGAAGAAUGGAUGGAGGAAUAACGAUUUGGAUCAAGAACUCUGGCUUGUACUAAAUGAUGCAUUAAAAGACAUCAGUCUAGACGGUGAAGCACGCCAUAAUAUUUUUCAGCUGCUGGCAGCUCUCCUCCAUCUUGGAAACACAACGUUUGAUGUUGACGAAGAAGAUGACACCUGUGAUAUCAACAAGACUUGUUCAGAAGAUAAUGGCUGCCUCACGACUGCUUGCCAAAUGCUUAGCCUUGACCAAUCCAAGUUAGAAAAGUCCAUCACCCACAGACAGAUAUCUGCAUCCCAUGCCAGAAGAAAGAGUAUAUUUUACAAGCCAUGCACCCUUAAAGAAUGUCAAAAUCGACGAGACUGCCUUGCUAGGCUGCUUUACUCAAGGCUCUUUGAGUGGCUGGUUGAUUACAUAAAUGGGACAAUCCAGGCAAAGACGUUCUCUAAAACCAUUGGAAUCCUUGACAUCUACGGCUUUGAAAGCUUCAACCACAACAGCUUGGAACAGCUCUGUAUCAAUUAUGCCAAUGAGAAACUUCAGCAACACUUUGUUGGACAUUUUCUGCGGGAUUUGCAGGAAGAAUAUCAGAAAGAAGCCAUUUCGUGGAAUUAUACAAACUUUGUUGAUAAUUCUGCCUGCCUUGAUCUGUUAGAGUCAAACCCGAGUGUAUUUGCUCUCUUGAAUGAGGAGUGCUCCCUGAACCGGCAAUCUGAUGACUUUGCCCUGUGUGAUCGGUUAGAUUCUUCAUUAAGGGAAAGCCGUCAUUGGUCUCGGCCAAGAGACUUCAUGAGAACACCUGGGUUCAUUGUGAAGCACUACGCAGGAUGUGUACAGUAUGGUAUAGAAGAUCUAGUGGACAAAAAUAAGGACAACGUACCACUGGAAUUCAUCUCUCUCCUCCAAAGAAGUGAAUCAACAUUCAUUCAGACUAUGUUUGAGAACUUUGAGGUCGAUACAGUUGGCAAAAAAAGGAAAACCGUCCUUUCUAAAUUCAAGGGGUCCCUUGAUAGCCUCAUGUCCCUGUUGAAAGGGACCAAUCCUCACUACAUCCGCUGCAUCAAGCCAAACACAGAGAGUCAACCGGGUGUGUUUGAUAACAUGUAUGUGAGGAAACAGCUGGAGGCAUGUGGUGUUAUGGAGACAGUGCACAUCUGUAAACAGGGAUACCCAGCCAGGUUUCCUUACCCCGAAUUCCUCCAACGCUAUGGUAUCAUAUUGCGCCACAACUCGGGGUCAAGUAAGGAAAGCCCACAAACAUUUCUGUCAGAUCACAGUGAUGACAACAAGGAGAAUGAACAGCUGAGCAACCCCCUCGAUGUUCUCUAUCAGAAGCAGCUUUCCAUGAGGACGACACCAAAGAAAAAUGCGACUCCUAAGAAGAGGUUGAGAAGAAGAGCAGGCCUGUCCUAUGACGACCACUCGAGAAAGUGCUGUGCCACGAUCAUGAAGGAUGUAUUUGGUUCAGAAUUCAUGAGAAAGAGUCGCUACACGGACCAGUUUGGUAGGACCAAGCUGUUUUUGAAACAAGGGCAGCUUGAAGAACUGGAGAAAAGACGCAGCGAUACUCUCGGAAAAUAUGCCUCGACCAUCCAAGGUGCUUGGAAAAACCACAAGAAGCGCAAAGAACAUAGGUUGCUGAAUGCCGUACUGAGAAUCCAAGCGUUUUUUCGAGGUUGGCAAGCGAGGAAAGAUUUCAGAAAACAGCGACGCUCUGCAGUUAUCAUUCAAACGUUCUACAGACAUUAUGUCAAAAUACAGGCCCGGAUACCAGCAAAUAAUGGCGAGCAAAAUGAGGAGCAUGAUAUCACAGAGAGUGUUACUCAUCAAUGUGACUUUCAAGAAUCAGAAUUGGGAAGAAACCAGGGCCAAGAUGAUCCCAAGUUGAUAAAAACUGCUGAAACUAACUGCCUUACUGGUAUGAACAGUGCGUCUGCUCCAGCAUCAAGUAAAUCUGUGCCUCAGUCGAAAUUUCAUGAACUUGUGGGUGGGAAAUGUUCCAUGUUGACUGUUGAUUCGUUGAUGCCUGCAGGUAAACAUGGAUUGCCUCCUUCAAAGGCACCUUUGGCCCAGGUUUUGGAUGAAAUGCGGAUAGGUGGUGGACAGACGUAUCCUAGGAUUCCAUAUCUGGAGGGGAUGGCUGGUUUGAUAUCAAAGAGACGCAUGCCACGGGUUCCCAUCAAGUUCCACACAAGAGCCAACACGAUCCUGAAGAAUGCUCAUCUCAUAUCACAGAGGGAGUUCUCCUGUAGUCUCACUGACUGCUUGUCCAAUUACGAUGAAGUCGAUUGAAGGUGAAAGUGACAUGGAAAAGCUGCUGUUUUUGCUAAUAUAUGUGAAAAUAAUAGAUGUAAUGUGAAAAACUGGUAAAAAGAAAUGUGUUCAUUAAAAAAUCAGAUCCUGCAUUUAUUCUCAUACACCCAAGAAGUUAUUAGCUCGUGACAUCUUUCUAUUUUUAAAUGACUGCUUAAUUCAUGCCAUAAACUAUAAUGGACUUUAUAUUUUGUAAGCAUUUACUAAUACCAUUUUUACUCUGUAAUCAGGGACCAAGUGUAUAUUUGUAUAAGAAGUUUUGUAUGCCAUUUUGUACAAGUAGUUUAAUGACUCUGUCAGUAUUUGUGCAUCCAUGUCUGUUUGUCGAGGGCCUUUUCCAUUUACUCCAUAUCCAAAUACCCAUUAAAGGCUCAUUUUGAAUUGAGGUAAAUAUGUAGAGGCAUAUCAGAUAAGACAAUCUUUAUUCAUGUCAAUCCUCACACUACAUGUACAUCGUAAAGAAGAAGAACUGUACAUGAAUUUUUAAAUAAAUGCAAACUUAUUAAACUUGAAA
Lineus longissimus is the source of this 3623-nucleotide messenger RNA. Its product is annotated as unconventional myosin-XIX-like. Gene Ontology annotation, biological process: vesicle transport along actin filament; actin filament organization. Gene Ontology annotation, molecular function: microfilament motor activity; ATP binding; actin filament binding. Gene Ontology annotation, cellular component: actin cytoskeleton; cytoplasm; vesicle. NCBI's taxonomy places the organism in Eukaryota, Metazoa, Nemertea, Pilidiophora, Heteronemertea, Lineidae. The record is from RefSeq and is a predicted model, not a curated record. Bases 80 to 3088 code for a protein of 1002 amino acids. The transcript is spliced from 18 exons.